GUUUGGUUUUCUUUGUCGAAUCCGGGGAAUCGACUCUUGACCAGGUCAUGCUGGUUUACUUAAACACGCCCAAGCGCUCGAGUUCAUCGUCAACCACAUCCAUCUAUACUGCCAUAUUCAAUACCUCUACCUUCUUAACAUCAACUUUGCAGCACAGCAGGAAAUCACCAACACGAUGGUCCCUCUCCGCUUGGCAGAACGCCUGAAGGCCACCGGCUACGACGACAAGAUCGAGCCAGUUCAAGACCUGGGCGGCAGAACUAUCGUCAGAGUCAACGACACGGAGGUCGUCGUCAGCUCCGCGACGCAGAAGCCAAACCGCUCUCUGUGGGUGGCAUGGAUGUACAUCUUUGACUGGUACCCGAGCCAUUACUCCAAAGAGGAGAAGCAUCUGGUCAAGAAGCUGGACCGCGUUUUGCUUACGCUGUGCUGCCUUUGCUUCUACAUCAAGUGGCUCGACCAGAAUGCCCUGAACAGUGCGUACUGGUCGGGUAUGAGGGAAGAGUUGGAGAUCAAGGGCAAUGAGUAUUCUCUGUUCGGCACCUUCUACAACAUCGGCUACAUGGUCUUCGAAAUCCCCAGUAUGAUGAUCAUCUCACGACCUCAGUUCGCCCGCUAUUAUGUUCCAACGAUGGAAACCCUUUGGUCCAUUCUGACCUUUACUCAGUCCACUCUGAACAGUGUUUCGCAAAUCUAUGGUACCCGGUUCUUACUUGGUUUUCUCGAGACACCAGCGGCCACCGGGUCCAUCUACCUACUUACAUCUUGGUAUCGAUCUGAUGAAGUCUUCAAACGUGCCGGCGUCUGGUACGUCUCGAGCAAUAUGGGUGCCAUGUUCUCAGGGUAUCUGCAGGCCGCUGUACACGUUGGUUUAAACGGAACGCACGGCAUGUCUGGUUGGAGAUGGCUGUUCAUCAUAGACGGCUGCAUCAGCAUCAGCAUCGCCAUCGCCGGAUUUUUCCUAUAUCCCGGCCUCCCCACCACGCAGCCUAGAGUCUGGUGGUUAACCGAAGAGGAACGCAUACUUGCAGUCGCAAGAAUGCAGAGCCAAGGCACCAAGCAGAGCUCGAAGAUCGGGAAGCGCAUGCUGAAGCGUGUCUUCACACACUGGCACUUCUACGUCGCCGUUCUCACCUACGUCUUCUUUCAGUGCACUUCCUACGUUGGAGGGCAGAUGCAGGCGUGGCUCAAGAAGGAAGCGGACAUGAACGGCACCUACACCAUUGAGGAGAUCAACCUCAUCCCUACCGGCGUCCAGGGCCUCGCUAUUGUGUCAGGCAUCCUGAUCACCAGUCUUGUCAUGAUCUACCCGAUGUGGAUCAUCUUCUCCUGCGUUACCUCGGUUCUGCUUUUCUCUAACGUCUGUUUACGCAUUUGGAACAUCCCACUCGGUCUGCACUUCACGUGCUACUAUCUACUCGGUCUCACCUCUUGCAUGACUCCUAUACUUUUCCCUUGGAUUCAAAUGAUCAUGAAAGACGACAAUGAGGCACGUAGCUUCACGACUGGUGCCAUGAUGACCAUCGGCUGGGCAUUCUUCAGCUUCUAUCCCAUCACCGUUUUUCCCAUCCUGGAAGCGCCCCGCUGGAGCAAGGGGUACACGGUGAAUAUAGUAUUCAUCAUUUGUUACUGGACAAUCUUCAUGAUCGGGCAAUAUCUCUGGCGCCGGGAGGAGCAGACCAAGAAGUUCGACAUCAACCAACAUGGGAACUCCGAUGCGGACGAGUUUGUCAAGCCGGAGGCAAUCGAAGUAGAGAUUGACGAUGAGAAGAUGAAGAAGGAAACAAAAGCCUAAAGGGAAUAUGUCCUGGGGAACGGUAUCCGGUGCUCCGGAGCGGAGCGGAGCGGCACGGCUGUAGUGGGACCGGGCCGGAACGGAGCGACCGCCGCUCUGGAUUGUCAGAAACCGUUCUGGGUCGGUUCUUUUCCAGAUUUGCCAGGACUUCGUGAAUUAUUGCGAUUCUAUUAUUAGUUUCAUUGAACUCUGUCAGACUUUCUUUUGCGGAAAGAUGUUGAAGGAUGUUUCCUUAUUUUGCCCUGAGUGAGGACCUAAGUCAAACGAUUCCCCAUCGCCCAUCAGCCUUAGCAUGCUUCAGUCACAUAGUUGACAAGUCGAUGAGAG
This is a messenger RNA of Colletotrichum destructivum, 2122 nucleotides long. RefSeq names its product Putative major facilitator superfamily, MFS transporter superfamily. Gene Ontology annotation, cellular component: membrane. Gene Ontology annotation, molecular function: transmembrane transporter activity. NCBI's taxonomy places the organism in Eukaryota, Fungi, Ascomycota, Sordariomycetes, Glomerellales, Glomerellaceae. Gene Ontology annotation, biological process: transmembrane transport. The transcript has 6 exons. Bases 176 to 1795 code for a protein of 539 amino acids. The record is from RefSeq and is a predicted model, not a curated record.